AUGCCGAUCAGGAAACGAAGUGACAAAAAGCGAAGUAAGUUUUUUUGUUCAUUUUAAUUGUCCCUUGAAUUUUCCAUGAGAAAAGUUUUUUAUCUUGAUUGAAGUCAAUUUUCGAUUGAAUAUUGCACUUGUCUCAUUUUUUCAGAUGUUUUAAAAGGGUAUAUAAAUUCGUGUGUCUUUCUUAUAAACAUUAUAAAUUUUCCUCUUCCAGAGUGCUCACUUUUGUUGAGGCAAAGCAGUACGGAACACGAUUCAGAAUUUGCAUCAGAACUACUUUAUAGAAGAGGUUAGUUGAAUUAUCAUUUUUGUUUUCAAAAUCUAAUAUUUAUCGGAAAACUGAAUGAUGAUAAAAAAUUCCGAAUUUUUCCUGAUAAUAAUCUGAGUUGGGUGCACGUGAAAAACAUUUUUUUUCUGAUACGAGAGAAUUUAUUGUUAGGUGCACACUUGUAACAUAAAACACUUUUCUGAGAAAAUAGGUUGACUAAACAGAGGGCACUUUUGGAGUGUCGUUGUACACCCGUCCCUGUGAGAAAAAGAUAGAAUCAAGUUAGAGAAACUCAUCAGAAAAUAUUUAGUCGAGAAAAAAAAGAUGAUUGUAUGGACUUUUUAUUAAAAGUUUUGCAAAAAAGAUCCAGUCAAGUUUUAUUUAGGAAUGUGUUUUUGAAUUUUCGACAAAAAAAUUCCAGAAGGUUGCCAAGCGAUAUAGAAGAAACGCAAGCCUAAUUUUGAUUUCUUGAAAGGGAGUUGAAUUAGAGGAUUAGAUUUUAGAAACAUAGGUUUUAGAAUUAGGCUUCAGUCUCAUAUUCAAAAUGUAUUUUUGAAUUUAUUUAUUGAAAAGGAAUAACAUAUACGUUUAACCUUGCUUGAAAUUUUGCAAAAAGGGGGGAAUUCCAACUGAAUUUCAGUCGGAAAUAAUAAAAAAAUGGUCUUCCCUCUUUUUGUUAGUCAAGACUAUACGGAUAAAAAAUUGUCCCUCAUUCAAUUUAAUCAUCACCAAGAUCUUUACAAAAAAUUUCUGGUCCCCCUAUAUUAUAUAUGUUUUACAAAAAAUCAUUGUCUAAACUUUGUUAUAUAUUUUAUUUUAUUUUAUUUCCCAAAUCCACCCACGCUGCAACAAAUAUUUCAAAUAAAUCGGAAACUAUCAAAUAAAAACAUCCUCGCCCUUGUCUCAAAACACAUACAAAACCGAGACUGUUUUCAUCGAAAAAUAAUAGCAAAAGUGGAAUAGAAAAAAAAAGAGUAAAGAAGAGAAGAAUCGGUUUCGGUCCGAUAAAAAUCUUGGAUUCCAAAUAUUAUUAUUAUUUAUACAAAGAUCAUUCUUCUUUCUUUCCCAAAACGUUUUGUUUGGAAUUUUUGCUAAGAAAGGCGAAGUGAUCUCUGUCAUUGUAGGAAAAAUGGGAGGGGAAAAUAAUUGUAUAUGGCGAGAGGUGGUAUGUCACUUCACUCCGCGAAAAAACUGUCUUAUCAGAAAAAUUGCAAUUUGUAGGCUUGUUUGGAGGAAAUGAAAAUUUUUGAAAUCAGACAGAAAAAUUAAAAUAUGAUAGAAAAAACAUACAAACAUCGAUAAUUUUCAGAUUCUGUUACAAUAUCACUCGAAUCACCGACAAGAAAUUCCAUCAAUUACCUGGAAUUGAUUGAAGCUUUGGGAAUUGCUCUGAACAGUAGUAUUGUACAACUUCCAACAUUUUCUAGAAGGUAAGUACUUAUUUGUAAACAUCACGAGAUGAACAAAAAAAGGAAAGUGUGAAAAAAAGUGAAAAUUGGAACGAGGUUUCUGUUUAUUUGUUGAAUGAUACAUUUUUAAAAUAUGAUUCAUCUCAUCAUUUUUCAAAACUCUUUGCAUCCCAAAAAAACUUUUGAAUUAUUCUUUGUUCUUUUUUUGUUUAAUUCGUCGAACAUCCGCAAAAUAUAGUAAUUAAAGAAUUAUUUCUUGAGUGGACAUGUUUUUAUACCCUCAUUUUAUUUCAAUCUCAAGUUUUGUUGUCCUUUUUUGACAGGAUAGUGUUUUUUUCUUGUUUCACACGUUUUUUUUCUGAAUCAGAGAAUAGUGUGGGUUUUUUGGUUGUAAAUAACACAAAAACAUAUGACCAUUCGAUCGAGCGACCAUACCAAAAAUGCUUGUUCAAUGAUCGGCGACCCCAAAGAAUUUCCAAACACACACCAAAGUGUUCUUAACAUUUUUCAACCUGGGUAUACAUAAUUUCAAAAGUAUUUUUUGUGUUUUUCCUCUUCAGUGUUGAUUCGUCGGGUGAUUAUCAGUUUUUUUGUGUAGUGGCGUGAUAAAAUUGUCGUUUUUUUGAGCAGCAAAGUUUUUUUCCCUAGUGAACAUUUAUUAUCUAGAAAUUCUGCUGAACCUAUCAAUAUAAAUAUGCGAGUUAAAUAUCAUUUUCGGGUUAUUUUCUCAGCCCCUUUUCUUGAUACCUUAAAAUCAUCUAUGAUUUAUUAAUUUGUAGUUAGCUGAACUUGUUGUUGACCUUUUUGUUGUUUAUUUCUACUCACGUGUGUGUCACAACAAUUUCCACGUCAUCAAUAAAAAGCGCAAGAAGAAUAGUGAAUCAGAUAAAAAAUACAGUACACCCCGCCCAUUGACGAAAAAUAAGAGAAGAAAAAGAUUUGAGAUCACGAUAAAAAAAUUGUUUUGAACAGCGAAAAAAAACCGCGAGGAAUUUCUGAAUGAAGAAAAAUCGUGGGUGUUUGGUUUGAUAAAGGCUGAUUUCAUUUUGAUGAAAAACUUUAAAUGUUUCUUUUUCUUCUAUUAUUUUUCGAAAUCCUCGAUUUUUUGUUAGUCAGAAAAAGAAAAAAAUGAAAUGAAAAACGAGAUUUCGAUGACCCAGCAAAUAAAUCCAUCUUUUUUCUUGACAUCGUCCGACUUUCUAAAUCUCUUCUUUUUUAUCCUGUCGGUUGCUACUGUACCCGGUUGGUCACCUUUUCCUCUUCUCUCAUAUUUUUUCCUUUCUAUAUGUUUCGAGGUCAUUUCUCGGACGUUUCAGUCGCAUUUCUCUUCAUCUCGCGCAUUCCUCCUUCACUAGACAUACAUUGAAUAUAUCAGAUAACAAUCACUGCCCAUCUCUUCUCAUCUAACCAAGUUUCGGAAUCUUGACCUUUUUUUUGGCCGUGUAUCUUGUCGUUUACCGUUUUUUUUUGUUGAUUCGAGAAAGUGCAGUUAGUUUUUUAGUGAAUGAAUUAAUGCGUGUUUAUUAGUUAGUCGAAAUAUUAUAUUAUUAUUUUUGUUGUAUAAAAAUGACCUUGAUGGUUAUUGAUGACAUUGUUCUGUUUUACUCUGAUUCUAUAAUUUUUAUGGAUUUCCAAUCUCUGUUUGGUCACAGUCUCAGUCUCGACCUACGCGUUUGCAAAUUGCAAAACGUUUAGGUUUCAGUCAGCCCAUUGUCAAAAAAAAUUAUCAGAAAAAAAUUCAGCGAUUAAAAGGGUUCAAAAAAUGGCGUGAUAUUGUCUUUUCCUGUCCUGUUCUUUCUCAUCUUCUUCUUCUUAUUUUAUUAUUUCUCGCUUUUUUGCACAGUGUGAUUUUUGUUAUCAUCUAAAUUUUCACACUGUUUUUUGUAUGUGUGUAUAUGUUUCAAUUCAUUCACAGCUAUUUUUAUUCACAUUACACCAUCGUUCCAAAAACUUACAUUAGCAAAUAAAUAUUGUGUUAUUACUUUUUAUUAUUGUAAAAUGUGAUUGAAUCGAAUUGAAAUGUGAACACAAAACAUGUUUGCUGAAGUAGUUGACGCAAAAACGUUCCCUUUUCUGUUGAAACUGACCAACAUGCUAUUUUUUGUAAUUAUUCUAAUCAUCUCGAAUUUCAGAGUCUCCGAUCUUGGACGACCUUUCAACAUGUCUGUCAACGGUCAUAAACCUGCAAUUCAAAAAAUCAAUGUUUCCGGAAAUGUAAGCUUCAAACUUUUCCAAGUAUUCAUCAUCCCAUUAAAAAUUAUUUUAGGAAAAUAUAAGUCAAGGAGCCAGUCAUUAUGAAUCAAUUGAACAAUUUGUUGAAAAAUUUGUCACAGAGCCAUCCAAGCGUCGGCCCAUCAGAAAGGUACUUUUAUUAUUAAUUUUAGGAAAAACUGAUUUCAAAAUCAAAUAUAUUGCAGAUGCUUGUUGCCACAAAUGGUAUAGCUGCUGUUCGUUGUGUACUUUCAGUUCGUCGACUUUUGAAUCAACUUUUCCGCGAUGAUAAACAAAUCAAAUUUAUCUGUUUGACAACUCAACAUGAAGUCGAAUCAAAUGCCGGUACGUUUUUACUUUGUUUUUUGUUUUUUGUUUUCUUCACUAGACACACACAAAAACUUCAUUAAAUAUUCACGUGAAAAAAAUGAUGGUAUCGCAACGGACAUCAUAAAACAUUCAAAUAUACAUAGAUAACGUUUUUUUCGUUUUUUUCUACUGAAAAAAUAAACCGCAAACAAAACAAAUAAAAACCAAUUCGAAUUAAAUUUCAGAAUAUUUGAAAUUGGCAAACAGUUUGGUAUUUUCACCAACUGGAAGUAAUCGAAAUAAUUAUGCAAACGUUGAUGAAAUUGUGAAGCAUGCGAUUGAGAAAAAUGUGGAUGCAGUUUGGGCUGGUUGGGGACAUGCGUCUGAAAAUCCGGAGCUACCCAGAAGACUUGCGGAAAAUAAUAUUGUAUUUGUCGGUCCACCAAGUAGCGCAAUGUUUAGUUUGGGUGACAAGAUCGCUAGUACAAUUAUUGCUCAGGUUUGUCUAUAAUACAUUUUUAAAAAUGUUUCGAAUGAUGAGUUUUCAGACAGUUGGAAUUCCAACCAUUUCAUGGUCUGGGGCUGGUAUCCAGAUGGAAUCCAAGCAAAGAGCAAAGGGAGGAUUUGUUGAGGUUCCUAAAGAAUUAUUGGAUGAGGCUACUGUUUCAACUUAUCAAGAGGGAUUGGAAGCCUUGAAAGUUCAUAAUAUUGGAUUCCCACUUAUGGUUUGUUUUACUAUUUUCAUUUAUUUUCAAUUCAAUUUCGAUUUUGUUUCCAGAUCAAAGCAUCAGAAGGUGGUGGUGGUAAAGGAAUCAGAAAAUGCACAAAAAUUGAAGAUUUUAAAAGUUUGUUCCAAGAAGUUGUUCAAGAACUUCCAGGAUCACCGAUUUUCUUGAUGAAAUGUAUGGAAAAUGCAAGACACAUCGAAGUUCAAUUGAUUGCUGAUCGAUAUGAAAAUGUUAUCCCAGUAUUCACAAGAGAUUGUUCAAUUCAAAGAAGAUGUCAAAAAAUCAUUGAAGAAGCGCCAGCAAGUAUUGCCAGUAAAGAAACUUUGAAAUCAAUGCAAAUGGACGCUGUUAAAAUUGCCAAAUAUGUUGGAUAUGAAUCAGCUGGUACUGUUGAAUAUAUGUAUAUUCCUCAUGAAGAUAAAUAUUAUUUCUUGGAACUUAAUCCAAGACUUCAAGUUGAACAUCCAUGUACUGAAAUGAUUGCUAAUAUUAGUAUUCCUGCAAUUCAAAUUCAAAUUGCUAUGGGACUUCCACUUCAUAGAAUUCAAGACGUUCGUUUGUUCUUCGGAAUGCCAAGAAAUGGAGAUGAUGAAUUGCCAGAAGAUACAGUUCUCACUGACACUGAUUAUUGUGUGAUUGCUGCAAGAAUUACUAGUGAAGAUCCAGACGAUAGUUUCCGUCCAUCGACUGGAUCUGUUGAAGCAUUGAAUUUCCGAUCAUCACAAGAUGUUUGGGGAUAUUUCUCAGUUUCAAGCGGUGGAAAAGUUCACGAAUUCGCUGAUUCACAAUUUGGUCAUUUGUUCGCAAGAGGAAGAACUCGUGCUGAAGCUAUUGGUAAUAUGUUGGGAGCAUUGAAAGAACUCGAACUUCGCGCCACAUUCAAAUCACAAGUUUCUUAUCUUGUUGAUUUGAUCAUGGAACCAGACUUCAUCAAUAAUAAAUUUGACACACAAUGGUUGGAUAUUCGUAUCGCCAAGAAGAUCAAGCAGAAGUGUAGUCUUCCGAUGAGCGAUAUUAUCGCCAUUUCGGCGGCUGUCAUUGGUCAUUCUCGUGUGACACACGCAUUCGACAGUUUCAAGGGGGCUAUUCAAAGAGGACAAGUUUUGCCACCAAAUGAUUUGACAGAAACAUUCCUUUUUGAUUUGGUCAAGGAUCUCAAAAUCUACAGUGUAAGAAAAUUUAAAAAAAGAUGAUGAUGAAAAAAAAAGCUCAAAUUAUUAAUUUUAGGUCAAAGUCACUAGAAGUGCUCCAUAUUCAUUUGUUAUUCUUUUGAAUGGUGCCACCACAACUGUCAAUAUUGUUCUUCUUGGAAAUGGUGGAUUGAUGGUAACACACGGAGAAAGUGUAUUCCAAUGUGAUUUGGAAGAAACAUCGGAAACUUUCAAAGUCACUAUUGGAAAUCAAAUCAUUGUUUUUGAAAAAGAUAAUGAUCCAAGUGUUUUGAAAUCUCCAUACACUGGAAAACUUCUCAGUUAUAAAAAGGAGGAUGGUGAUUUAAUUGAUGUUGGAGAAACUUUUGCAACUGUCGAAUCGAUGAAACUUGUUUUCAAUGUUGAAGUUAAAAAAGCUCCUGGAAGGUUAGUAUUUCUUUUAUUAUACUGAAAAUUAAAAUUGAUGGUUUUUAGACUUGUUCGUGUUGCAAAUGAAGGAGAUUUGUUGUUCCCGGGAUCGGUUAUUGCUCGUCUUGUUGAUCAACAAGAUUCAGAUCAAUAUCGCCCACAACUUUUCACCGAAACAUUCAAAGAAUGGGAAACUGCUUGUCAAAUGAGAACUGAAAACAAUUUGAGUCUUUACUCAAAUGUUCUUCAAAAAUGUCGAAACAUUUUGGCUGGUUCAGUUCCACUUGGAGGUGUUAAGGAAAUCACCAAUUUGUCGAAUGAGCUUUUCAAAUUUUUGAAUGCUGACAAUCUUGCACAAAUGAUCUUGGAACCACUUAUGGGACAAGUAACCAAAUCUUUGCCUUCAAAUUGUCAACAACAAGUUGUUGAAGCUCUUGUUAAAGCAAAUGAUGAUGGAAGACAUUUGUUGGAAUGCAUUAAGGAUUAUGUUUUGAAUAGUGAAGAAAGUGCAAGAAUUGUGAAUGCUGUUUCGGAAUUCAGCUAUGGAUCAAGAGGAUUUGCUUCGAAUGUUUUGAACAGUCUUUUGGAAGAUUACAUCAAAGUUGAGAAAUAUUUCGAAGGAAAAGCUUAUGAUGAUUCAGUUGCUGAAAUCAAGGAGAAUUACACAUGUGGAGAUGCAGUUGUUCAAACCAUUUAUUCUCACACUCAAAUCAAAUCGAAAAAUAUUGUUAUCAAAGCAAUUCUUGAAGCCUUGAAAGUCACUGGAUCAAAAUUCAUUCCAUCACUUCUUGACAACCUUCGGGAAAUUGGUAAUCUUUCCACUUCAAUCUCAAGUUUGGCUCGUGAAAUUUUGUUGAUCCAUCAAAACUUGUGCUACAAAAACAAUUUCCUUGAACUCACCAAUGGUCAAAGACCAACUGCUCAGGAAAUCAGUGAUUGGUUGAACAGCCCAUUGUCGCAAAGACCAGAUUCCAACAUCUGGAAGAUUAUUCACGAAUAUUUCUUUGAGAAGAAUCUUGGAUCAAUUGCACUUGAAAGAUUUGUCAACAAUCACAUCUCAGCUGAACAAGGAUACACUGAAAACAGAUAUAUCCUCAAUUCAUUGGGUGCCACUGUUGAUAUCAACACCUUCAAUCUUAUCAAAACCCAAACAAGGUAAUUUUUGUUUCAAUAAUUUCAAAAAUAAUCAUGAAUUUCCAGAUUCCACAAAAUUGUGUUGCCAGGUGACAAACUUUUCGUUGUCCGCCUCCAAGUUCCAUCAUCUCAAUAUAGUCAAGUUUUCGAUAGUUCUGAAUUUUUGAACUGUAUGACCAAGUAUUUCGAUAGUUUCAAGAAUGCUAGAAAUGGUAUUAAUAUUUCGAUUUUCGUUCGAAUUUUGAAUGAUGAAACAACACCACGUGUAAGUUUUAAAAUAUUUCGUAAAUUUGACUGAUUUUCAAUUUUUUAAAUCGUUUUAGGAUGCCUCUUGCUUGUCAGAUGAAGAGGAGCAAAAAGUUCAAAUCUCUCAAAAUGCAGUUUUGACAAUUCGUCAAGCUCUUGAAGCUGAUGGACACGCUUUGCCACGUGUCAACACUGUUCUUUGUCUUCAUGAUCGUCCGUUGCCACAAUUGACAUUCUUCGAGCAAGUUCGUCUGGAAAAAUAUCGUCUUCCACCAAACACAUAUCCAGUCUCAUCUCGUUUGUCAACCGUUAGAACUUAUCAACACGAUGAUGCUGAUAACAAGUUUGCCAAACUCUUCAUUAGACAACAAAUUUUGAUUCAAGGAAAGAAUUCUGAAGAAGUGUAAGUUUUCUUGGUGAAUUUCAUUUUUUAGACUAUUUUUAUAUUUUCAGAAAGAGACGCAUCUCUGAAGCCAUUUUUGUUGCUCUUGAUAAUUCUUGCACUGCUGCUCAAGUUGCCAUGGGAAAAGUUAAGAAGAUCUUCACUUCUAACCACGUGUUUGCCACAAUUUCUUGCCCAGGACUUUCUGAAGAAAUCAUUGGAUCCAACGAGUAUUUGACAUUUAUGAAAGAUUGUAUUACCCAAGAAGUUGAAAAUCACAAAACCAUCUUGUUCAAACAUAGAAUCACUGAAGUUGAAAUUGUUUAUGAAGCUAUUGGAGAGCAUAAGAGAAUUUUGAUCCGUGAUGAAACUGGAGUCACUCCCGAAAUUAUCGCUCAAUUUGAUAAGAAGUUUAUCGGUGUUUAUCCAACAUUGUCAACCAUUGAAAAGAAACGUGUUGCUACUCGUGCCAACAAUACCAAUUAUAUUUAUGAUUUCCCAAUUAUUUUCGGUAUGGCUGCUUUCAACUCGUGGAAAGCUAGCGAGCAAAUUGAUAAAGCUUCAUAUGCCACUCAACUUUCAAAUCUUCCUUCACAUAUGAGAACAAUUUAUGAGCAAGGAUUGUGGAGACAAUUCUUUGAGAUCACCGAACUUGUUGCCGUUAAUGGACAACUCCAAAAGAUCAGUGAUGCUUCAGAAUUGAAAAAUCGUGCCACAAAUGGAUUGAACAAAUGUGGAAUGGUUGCAUGGAUAAUGAGGUAUGUUUUAAUUUUAUUCGAACUAUCAAACAUUUUUAAAAAUGAAUAUAUUUCAGACUUUUCACACCAGAAAGACCAGAAGGAUAUGACACUGUUUUGAUUGGAAAUGACAUCACAUUCCAAUCUGGAUCAUUUGGAACUGCUGAAGAUGAACUUUUCGCUUUGGCUUCUCAACUUUCUCGCCAACAAAAACUUCCACGUGUCAAUGUUUCUUGCAACUCUGGAGCUCGUAUUGGACUUGCUGAUAAGAUCUCGAAAUUGGUGAAAGUUCAAUUGAAGAAUGAGGAAAAACCAGAUCAAGGUUUUGAUUACAUUUACAUUGAUGGUGAACACAAGGAUAAGAUUGAGGGACAAGUUGUUUAUGAAGAGCUCUCCAAUGGAAAACUCAAAAUUCUCGCUGUUAUCGGAGAAGAAAAUGAGAAGAUUGGAGUUGAGAAUUUGCAAGGAUCUGGAUUGAUUGCUGGUGAAACAUCAAGAGCUUACUUUGAAAUUCCAACAUAUUGUUAUGUUACCGGAAGAUCUGUUGGUAUUGGAGCAUACACUGCUCGUUUGGCUCACCGUAUUGUUCAACAUAAACAAUCUCAUUUGAUUUUGACCGGAGCUUCUGCUUUGAAUACAUUGCUCGGAAAAGAAGUUUACACUUCAAACAAUCAACUCGGAGGACCUGAAGUUAUGUUCCGUAAUGGUGUUUCUCACGCUGUUGUUGACAAUGAUUUGGAAGGUAUUGCGAAGAUUCUCAAAUGGAUGUCAUACUUGCCAACACAAAAUGAUCAAUUCCCAUUCUUUGAACAACAUGGAAAUGAUAUCGAGGUUCGUGAUGUUCGAAUUCCACUUGAAGGAGCUGAAGAGAAACAAUAUGAUGUUCGUCAUCUUAUUGAUUCAAAAGAUCUCAACAACAAAUACGGUAUUUGUGAUACAAUGUCAUUCGAUGAAAUUUGUGGAGAUUGGGCUAAAUCAAUUGUUGCUGGACGUGCUCGUCUUUGUGGUAUUCCAAUCGGUGUUGUUGCAUCAGAAUUCAGAAACUUCCAAACAAAUGUGCCAGCUGAUCCAGCUUUGGAAGGAUCACAAGCUCAAUGUGUUCAACGUGCCGGUCAAGUUUGGUAUCCAGAUUCGGCUUACAAGACUGCGGAAGCUAUCAAUGAUUUGAACAAGGAAAACUUGCCAUUGUUAAUCAUCGCAAGUCUUCGUGGAUUCUCUGGAGGACAAAAAGAUAUGUAUGAUAUGGUUUUGAAAUUCGGAGCACAAAUUGUUGAUGCUUUGGCCCUUUAUGAUCGUCCAGUCAUUGUUUAUAUUCCGGAAUCUGGUGAACUUCGUGGUGGAGCUUGGGCUGUUCUUGACAGUCAAAUCCGUCCUGAAUUUAUCCAUCUUGUUGCUGAUGAGAAAUCUCGAGGUGGAAUUCUUGAACCAAACGCGAUUGUUGGAAUCAAGUUCCGUGAGCCAAAACAAAUUGAUAUGAUGUUGAGAAGUGAUGAAACAAUGGCUAAACUUUGGGCUGAAGGAAAGAAAGAAGAGGCAAAUGAAAGAUCUGUUGAAUUGAAAAAAGUUUAUCGAAGUGCUGCUGUUGAAUAUGCUGAUGCUCAUGAUAGAUGGCAACGUAUGAAAUCUGUUGGAGCUGUUGAAUAUGUGACAUCGGUUAGAAAUUCGAGAAGAAUGUUCUUGCAAGUAUUCAGAAAUGAAAUGGCCAAAGUUGGACUUGCCGAAAAGUAAGUUUAUUUUAUUUGAAAUAUAGAAAAAAAAUUAAAUGUUCAAUUUUCAGAUAUCGAAAUGCUCCACACUUCGAUAAACCAACAUUGGCUAGUUCAAUGACCUGGGUUCAAAAUAAUUUGAAUGUUGAUGAAAACUCAACAAUGGAUGAGCAAUACGAACAAAUUAAAUCAUAUUAUGAAACAAAUUUCUGGAAUAAUUUGAAGGAAUCAGUUAUUGCUGACAGACAACGGUAAGUAUCUACAAAACACUAUUAAAAUUGAAAAAACAAACGGAAUAUAUUUUCAGAUAUGAACAACAAUUGAACUCAUUCAUGAAUCUUUACGCAAAAAAUAACCAAUCAUGA
This is a messenger RNA of Caenorhabditis angaria, 11051 nucleotides long. The record is from the annotation of a GenBank genome assembly. Lineage: Eukaryota; Metazoa; Nematoda; Chromadorea; Rhabditida; Rhabditidae.